CAGUGAUGGGAAGAGGGAUCCCCGGCGGUGUGAGCGGACGUAUCAUACUAUGAGCACACACCAUGGCUCUGCAGUGACAGCUCUCCUCUACACAAAGCAAUGCUGUGAACACGAUCGCACCUUCCUCUCUGCAGCCGAUCUCCUCGCACCGAGAUGUUGCCCUGGAAAAAAAGCAAAUUCGACCUAAUCGAGGAGGACGGCAAGCAGACCAAGCAGAAGGGCUAUGCGGUGAGCCUGAACUACAGCGCCCUGACCUCCUUUGCCAAGUCGUGCCCGGAGGGGGCUCUGACCAGGGUGGGCAGCAUGUUCAAAUCCAAGAGGAAGAAGAUUAAAAUCACCGGGGAGGACCCGACCUACACCGUGCUGUACCUGGGCAAUGCCACCACUCUACAGUCCAAGGGAGAGGGCUGCACCGACCUGGCCGUGUGCAAGAUCUGGAGCAAGAGCGAGAUGGGCAAGCACGGCACCAAGAUGAAGCUGACGGUCAGCUCUCAGGGCAUCCGCAUGGUGCAUGUGGAGGACAAAGCCAAGCGGCCCGGGCACCUGUACCUGUUGCACAGGGUCACCUACUGCGUGGCCGAUCCCCGGCUGCCCAAGAUCUUUGCGUGGAUCUACCGGCACGAGAUGAAGCACAAGGCGGUGAUGCUGCGCUGUCACGCCGUGCUGGUGUCCAAACCGGAGAAGGCUAAGGCGAUGGCGCUGCUGCUGUACCAGACCUCAGCCAACGCCCUGGCCGAAUUUAAGAGACUGAAAAGGAGAGAGGAUGCCAGGCACCAGCAGCAGCAGCUGAUCGGAGAGCAGAACAUCCCUCUGGUCCCCCUGAGGAAGCUGCUGAACGGACAAUGCUGCUACAAGCCUCCUGUAGAGAGGAGCCGCAGCGCCCCAAAACUGGGCUCCAUCACUGAGGACCAGCUGGGAGAAGAAGAGGAAGAAAGAGCCAUGAGCUUCGAGUGUGAAGAUGUCCUGGAUACUGGAGGUGGGGGAGAUGGAGGGGCAGACGAAGACCAGGUCAAGCAAGAACUGUCUCAGCUCAUCAGUGACUUGGGGGAGCUGAGUCUGGGCAAUGACUUGCAGACCCUCAAGGCAGACCUAAGGGUGACCAGACUGCUGUCAGGUGAGAGCACAGGCAGUGAGUCCUCCAUAGAGAGCAACCAGGAGAAUGGACACUUCAGCAAUGGCUUUGAGGAGUGCAGGGUGCUUGAAACUGUAUGAGAAGGGGGGCAGCAUCCCUGGAACAUACUGAUGUAAUGAAAGCAUUAGAGAUUGACGGCAUCCUUUUCCUCCAGGGGCUUCAUGGCGUUCUAGAGACCAUGCACCUCCAGGACUGCCAGAGGCUUGCAGUUAUAACUCCUCUACAGAUGUCACCCCCCUUACAGAAUGAA
Molecule: messenger RNA, 1382 nt
Organism: Nanorana parkeri
Lineage: Eukaryota; Metazoa; Chordata; Amphibia; Anura; Dicroglossidae
Gene: FAM43A
Product: family with sequence similarity 43 member A
Exons: 1
Coding region: 154-1212 (352 amino acids)
Source: RefSeq, a predicted model, not a curated record